Podarcis raffonei (Aeolian wall lizard) is the source of this 1480-nucleotide messenger RNA. It is a transcript of the gene SNAI1, whose product is annotated as snail family transcriptional repressor 1. The record is from RefSeq and is a predicted model, not a curated record. Gene Ontology annotation, biological process: regulation of DNA-templated transcription. Bases 160 to 936 code for a protein of 258 amino acids. Gene Ontology annotation, molecular function: RNA polymerase II cis-regulatory region sequence-specific DNA binding; DNA-binding transcription factor activity, RNA polymerase II-specific. The transcript has 3 exons. Lineage: Eukaryota; Metazoa; Chordata; Lepidosauria; Squamata; Lacertidae.
GGCGCUUUGGCCGCUUAGCUCGCAGCACGCCGACUGGUCGCGUCGAGGUUUAGUUUCUUUUGCAGUCUCCCUUUAGAAACGCACCGAGGGCAUCGCCGCUCCCGACCUCCACAGUGCUUGGAUUGGAGCCGCCUCGGCGCCGCCAGACACCCCAGCAAGAUGCCGCGCUCUUUCCUGGUGAAGAAGCAUUUCUCGGCCAGCAAGAAGCCCAAUUACAGCGAACUGGAAAGCCAGACUGUGAUCGUCUCCCCGUGUUUUUAUGAGAAGUACCCCAUCUCAGUCAUCCCCCAGCCUGAUCUGCUGAGUGCUGGUUCCUACUACCCUCCACUUGUAUGGGACACAGGGCUGCUCUCCAAUUUCUUCACCUCUGAGCCGGAGUACAAGAAAAGUGCCACUUCUCCGCCCAGCCCUGGCUCCAAACCUCUGGACCUGACCUCCAGCGAAGAGGAGGAUGGCAAGACGACCUCUGACCCGCCCAGCCCAGCUUCUUCUGCCACCGAAGCGGAGAAAUUCCACUGCAGCCAAUGCAACAAGUCCUACUCCACCUUUGCAGGCCUUUCCAAGCACAGACAAUUGCACUGCGACUCCCAAGCCAGGAAAUCUUUCAGCUGCAAAAACUGUGAGAAGGAGUACGUGAGCCUGGGAGCUCUCAAGAUGCACAUCCGAAGCCAUACCCUGCCCUGCGUGUGUAAAAUUUGCGGCAAAGCCUUCUCCAGGCCUUGGCUCCUGCAGGGCCACAUCAGAACGCACACUGGCGAGAAACCGUUUUCCUGCACACACUGCAACAGGGCCUUUGCUGACCGCUCCAACCUCCGCGCCCACCUGCAGACUCACUCGGAUGUCAAGAAGUACCAGUGCAAAACCUGCUCCCGGACUUUCUCCAGAAUGUCACUUCUCCACAAACAUGAAGAAACUGGCUGCACUGGGGCGCGCUGAGAGAUCUUCCCUCUUGCAUCUUGGGAAAAGAAGAAGAAGAAAAAUGCUACAGACUCUCCUCCAUGCCAAUGCAUAUAUUGUAACUAGCGCCUCUAGGAAUAUAGUUUUUCCCAUUUGAGUUCAGCUGCCAGGGCAAAACUUGUCUUCUACCUGCUUCAGGCCUCGCAGUGACAUUCAGAAUAUUUCUCCCUCUUUCUUUGGUUUUAAAAGUCUGGUUCCGCACUCCCUGGCCAUGGCAGAAUGCUUCUUGGUUUAGGCAGAGUGAGGCUGGUUUGCAAAAACAACAAGCAUUCUGAUGUUUUAUUAGUGUAAGGACUGUUCAGAAAGUGCUCAGCAUCUCCCAGUAUUGAGCCUUACACCUAGCUGGCCUGAAGGACCACAGUAUUUUUAAAUUUUUAUUUCUGGGGGUGUUGGGGGAAGAAAAAAUAAUCUGCUGUUAACUGUUGACCCUGAAUUGAUAUGCCUCUCAAGGAGGACAAAAGCAAAGUGUUCCCAACAACCCCCACUCAAUUCUCUCUUGCUCUAAGCGUUGUAUAUACCCUCC